Messenger RNA from Paramecium tetraurelia, 696 nucleotides. RefSeq lists its product as uncharacterized. The transcript has 3 exons. The record is from RefSeq and is a predicted model, not a curated record. Lineage: Eukaryota; Ciliophora; Oligohymenophorea; Peniculida; Parameciidae. Gene Ontology annotation, molecular function: histone binding. Gene Ontology annotation, cellular component: nucleus.
AUGAAAAAGAAAUAAACAAAAAAGCAAUAACAAUAGCAACAGAAAAAGUAAACUCCUCUUAAUUCUGGGUAAUUGAUAAAAUUAAUGGAUGAAUAACAUAAGAAGGGGUAGUAUAAGGAAUACCCAUUAUAUGGAUUAAACUUUGCAAAAAUCCCAAUAAUAACAUUCACACCUGAAAUUAAUAAAUACCUCUAAAAAUAUCCAAAUGAAAGUAAGUAUUGUACUGAUAUGACUUUAAUAGCUUCAAUAGGUUUUACUAAAUGUUAUUUGAAUAGUUUGGAAGGGUUGGAAUAUGCAGGAGAAAAAGUGGCAACAAUAAUAAUGAACUACAAUAAUCUAUAAGGAGAUAGUUUGUUAAAGAUUUCGAAGUUAUUUCCAAAUAUUACUCAUUUGAAUCUAAGUCACAAUUAAAUAUCUAAGAUUGAGGAUUUGCAACAUUUAAAUAAAUUUAAGAAAUUAGAGCAUCUUGAUCUGCGUUUCAACCCAGUAAAACGAUACAAGGACUAUAGAAAGAUUGUUUUUGAAUAGAUUCCUUAAUUAUAACUCUUAGAUUACGAUCAGGAUGUUGAUGAUUCAAUGGACAACUCUAGCAGAGACAAUUGGUUAUCUAGUCAAGUUGAGGAGAGUGAGAGCGAGGCUAGUUUUGAUGAUGAGUCGAGUGAAGAUGUUAAGCCCAAAAAGAAGGUUAAAAAAUGA